Messenger RNA from Polistes dominula (European paper wasp), 2555 nucleotides. RefSeq lists its product as uncharacterized. Lineage: Eukaryota; Metazoa; Arthropoda; Insecta; Hymenoptera; Vespidae. The record is from RefSeq and is a predicted model, not a curated record.
UUUAUUCGACAAAGAAUUUUCUAACGGAGGUAGACUGGCGCGUAUCGACCGAGUAAAAAUAUUUUCGUAUUAUUAAUUGUUAUAUUUUUGGAAUUAGCGGAGAUAUAAUAAAUUUAUUAGUCUAACGUUCAAAUAAUAGUCAAUUCGUGUAUUUCUUUUUCUAUUCAAGAAUCAUCAGGUUUCAUCGUAUUAAGCACCAUCUUCCCUAUUUAUAUAAAAGAAAAUAAUGGAGAUAGCACCAGGAUUUUUGGAAGUUAUAAAUAUAAACGAAGAUAAAAAUGUAUUAGAACUGGUCAAACAUGUAAUUUCCGAAGAGAUAAUAUUAAAGCCCGAUUACUCGGAUGAUUCAACAGAGACAGAAAUAGAAGAAAUAAUAGAAAUAAUUGAAGAAGUAGAAGAAAUGGAAGAUUCAUUAAUAGAUUAUCCUAAAACUGCGGAAUUAUCUAAGGAAAAUAGUAGCGGUGCAGAAUUUGAAGAGAAUUUACAGGAUCAACAAUGUGAUAGAAAUUCUGAAGUAGUCAAGAUAUAUCAAUCUGAUGAAGAAAAUGUAAUAUUUAAAGCACAGAUUGAUAACAAUUCCAAUUCCUCUUAUAACAAACAACAGAAGUCGAAUAAUAUAGUUAAAUAUGAUGUUGAUGAAGAUUGGCAAGAUGAAGACAUUGAACAUAUAGAAGAAAUGGAUGAAGUAAUGGAUCAUGAAUCUGACUCUCAGCAUCAUAAUUCAGAAUCAUCACAAAAUUACAAUUUUUUACAUGAGAAUGAACGAUCUGAUGGAAACCAAGGAAAAAGUUUUUCUUUAGAAAGCCAUAAAACAGAUAUUAGAAAUACCAUGGAAUCAUUCACUACAAAAGUGGAUAAAUCUCGAUUGAAUAAAGAUUAUGAUAAUGAUACGCAUAGUGUCAAUAGUAUUGAUAACAAUUUCACUCAUGAAGUUAUUAAGAAUACUGAAAAUAAUUUAGUAUAUACUGUACUUGGUUCAAGAAAACCGACUUCUACUACAAAACAGGAAGAAAAAAGAAAUCUAGAUGAUCAUUACAUAAAGAUGGAACAGUUAAGAGAAAAUACAAUUCCAGUUGAAGGGACAAUUUACUAUGAAGGUGAUAAUAUGGAAAGAUUGUAUGUUGCUCAACCAGUUGAUAUAAAUGAACAAUAUCAUUAUGAAGCAGUACAAAUGGAACAAAAUGAACAAACACAAGAUACUGCAAAUGAAGAUAGAAAUUCUGAGAAUGAUGCUAAUCAAUAUCAAGAAGAAGAAAUGUCUCAGGAACAAAUCUUUUUACAUGAGGAUGAAGAGGGUCAGCUAUAUUAUAAAGAUGAGCAUGGACAACUAAAACCAGUUUAUUUAACUGAAGAUGGACAUUACGCUAUUGCUGAUAAUAGUGAUGAUCAAGAUAGUAAAGAGUCAUACAAUCAAUUGCAGCAAAAUAAUAGACCUACUGAAGAAACGCCUGUGGCUUCAACAGAAUUAGAACCUAAAACUACCCUUAAAAAUAAAAUGAAUACUGUUUCUUCAUCUUCUGCACUUCAAGAUCUUGAAAAUGAAGAUAAUACUGUAACAAUUUCUUUAAUAAUUUCGGAAGAUGAGCAUGGACAAAAAAGGACUCAAGUUAUAAUACCUACAACAGAUAACAUGAAAUGUGAUAUUUGUAAUAAAAGUUUUAAAACAUCUUUCCAACUUUUAAGACACAACAGGCUAAAGCAUGCUCGAGAAGAAGAUAUUACAACAAGAAACUUUCCUUGCGAUUUGUGUCCUAAAAGGUAUCCAGAUCAAAAUUCCUUGGCACGUCAUAGAAAGACUCAUACUGGUGAUCGACCAUUUCAAUGUCUAGAAUGUCAUAAAAAUUUCCCUACCUCUACUGCAUUACGUCGACAUUUAACUUUGCAUAAUUCACAAUCUCGGCCACUUCCUUGCAUUUAUUGCGGUCGUCGCUUUGUAGAGAAGGCUAGCUUAAUGAAACAUGAACAGUCACAUUUACCCAAUGGUCAAAGAACACAUACAUGUGACAUAUGUCAAAAAACAUUCUUACAUUUAGCUGAUUUAAAUUUACACAAAAAAAAUCAUGAUACUGACAAGAAGUUUGAUUGCGAAGUAUGUGGAAGAGAGUUUAACCGAUUGAAUAAUUUACAAAGACAUAUGAUGGUACAUCAACAGCAAGGGGCAAAUGAAGAAAUCUUGUCUUGUGACGUAUGUGGAAUUACAUAUAAAUUUAUGAGCUCCUUGACGAGACAUAUGGUAACUACACAUAUGAAUCCUGAAAAAUUAAAAAAGCAAGCAGAAGAACAACGGAGAAAACGUGAGAAUAAUUAUCGACGUUAUUUAGCUAAUAGAAAAAUGUACGAAACACAGAAUCCGGGAGAAUACACCACGAAACGUAAUUAUCAUCAUAAUGCACGUAUACUUAGCGGAAAUAACGAUGAAAUGGCUUAACUUUAAUUUUUAAUAGUAUAUUGAAUAUAUGAAUGAAUACAAUUUACAAAUUUAUUGCUAUUACCAAGAUGACUAUAUUUAUUACGCACGAGUAGAACUAUGAAUAAAUUUAUUCAUUCUCUGUUCA